GAUUCAUGUGGAGUGUUUGGAGGCGGGCGGAGAGAGUCCGUCAGACGGCUCGAUGUGGAGCUGUGUGGGGCAGCGGGAGGAGCCGACCCCGACAGAAAGGACCGAUUCAAAGAAAGAUACGAGCUGCUUCAGUGUACGGAACCGGGAUUUGAAUUCCGUUACUAGAAACAGUCGAAAGGGGGUUCUGUACGUUCGGUUUUAACGCGAACGGAGAGGGUGACGGACGGACAAAGCUACACACCCCAAAAACAGCGGAAAGGAAACGGAAAAGAGGAGAAGGAACCAGGUUUAGCCCAUUAUUGGAGAAAGUGACUGCACUGGCAGCCUCAUCCAUGUUAAUGUAAUGGAAAUGCGCUUCUGGUCGGCCGCAUCUGAAAUGCAUCAGUGGAAAAACAUCAGGAACCCCGAUGGCUAGUUGUAUCAAGCGACGGUGGCUUGAAUUUGCCGGUAGGUGCCAGCCGGGUACCCCUCCUUACCCAGCGCCAUGCUAAAGCGACACGUGCACAAUAACAAGGAGCACACGCCAGUGGGAAAACUGUGGAAAAAGUUGGUGGAAAAUCUAUGGUUUGAGCCCUGAUGUCAAUCUUCCUCAUUUUUCCCCCCGUCUUAAUUUUGACCCAGAUAUUCUGUAACGCACCAUAGAUUAGCUGCUUUUCCUGUCAUCUGAAGAAAAGCUUCUUUAUUUUUCCUGCUUUCACUCAAGUGACAUUUGCGUGCAGCAUAUUUUUUUUGAAUCAGCACCAAAGACAGAACUGCUCCCAGUUUUUUUCCUGCAGCUGAGAGCAUGGAUGUUCAGAUUCACAGCUGACCUUCCCCUGGAGCUGAAAACAUGUGGGACAAAAUGAGGGCAUCCAGAUGAAGAGGAGGAGCAACAGCAUCAGUUCAAAAUGGCCCAAACCAGUUUGCUGCAGGGGAAGCGAUUUUACUGCCGGGAGUGGGUCUUCCACAAGAUCCAGCAUUGUCUUCAAGAAAAAACAAACAACCUGAGUGGAGUGAACAUCCCCCCUAAUAAGCUGCCCCAGCCAGUGCCUGGUGGGGUUGCAUUCAUUCCCAGCACGCUCACGGCAGGAUCUGUGAAGUCUGGGAGCUCCUGGGGUGUGCUGCUGGUGGGAGGACCAGGGAGUGGGAAAACCGCUCUGUGCACGGAGCUGUUGUGGCCCACGUCAGCCCAGGGAUCCCACCGCAGCUUACAUCAGCAAAGCCUGGCUUUCCACUUCUGCCGGGCGGACGACUCGGACACUCUGUGUGUUGGAGGUUUCAUUCGAGGUCUGGUGGCUCAAAUUUGUCGUAGUGGGCUGGUGCCAGGAUAUGAAGAGAAGGUUCAGGAUCCAUCUGUGCAGAACACUUUGCAGCCUGGGGAGUGUGAGAGGAACCCAACAGAGGCUUUCAAGAAUUGUGUCCUCCUGCCUCUCCUGAGUGUGAAGCCACCUCAGCAUUCACUGUUCCUGCUUGUGGACUCUAUUGAUGAAGGCUGUCAGCUUGGUGAGGGGGAGCAGAGGUCCUCCCCUGGUUCUCCCAGGACCAUUGCUGAGCUCCUGGCCAGUCACCAUGACUUCCUGCCUCCCUGGCUGCUGCUCAUCUGCUCUGCACGACGACAAAACAAGGCCAUUACCAAACUCUUCACAGGAUUCCGUAAAAUCAGCCUUGAUGAUCUGCGCAAGGCCUACAUUGUCAAAGAUGUUCAACAGUACAUCCUUCACCGGCUGGAUCAGGAGGAGGCCUUGAGGCAGCAUCUCACCAAGGAGACCGCUGAGAUGCUAAAUCAGCUUCACAUUAAAAGCAGUGGAUGUUUCCUCUACUUGGAGCGAGUUCUGGAUGGUGUGGUGGAGAACUUCAUCAUGCUUCGUGAGAUCCGUGACAUCCCAGGCACUCUUAAUGGCCUCUAUCUUUGGCUCUGUCAGAGACUGUUUGUCCGAAAACAGUUUGCCAAAGUUCAACCCAUUCUUAAUGUAAUCCUGGCAACGUGCAGACCACUCACAAUCAAGGAAUUGUACCAUGCAGUCUGGACCAAAAACAUGACUCUGACUAUGGAGGAGUUUCAGAAAAAGAUGGACAUUCUGUCCAAGUUGUUGGUGGAUGGACUUGGGAGUACUAAAAUCCUUUUUCACUACAGUUUUGCAGAGUGGUUGCUGGAUGUUAAACAUUGCACUCAGAAGUACUUAUGCAAUGCAGCAGAGGGACACCGAAUGUUGGCAAUGAGUUACACCUGCAGAGCAAAGCAGCUGAAACCUCUAGAAGUGCAGGAAUUUGCACUGCAUCUAGUUAAUUCCAGUCUGCAUAUUGAGCCAUCUAAUCUUGCUCUGUGGAUGGUUUGGAAUGGAACUCCCACCAAAGACUCUCUGAGCACUUCCAUACCAAAAGAACAGGAGGUUCUGCAGCUCCUGGUCAAAGCUGGUGCUCAUGUUAACAAUGAGGAUGAUCAUGCUUCGUGUAUUGUACAACAGGCCCUGGAAAGAGAAGACUCGAUACGAACGUUGCUUGACAAUGGCGCCUCAGUGAAUCAGUUUGACUCUAGUGGGAGAACUCUGCUGGCCAAUGCUGCAUACAGUGGAAACCUUGAUGUAGUUAAUCUGCUUAUAUCCAGAGGUGCAAACAUGGAGCUGGAAGACAACCAUGGACAAACAGCACUUACUCUUGCUGCAAGGCAGGGCCACACUAAGGUUGUCAACUGCGUUAUCGGAUGUGAGGCCAACAUAAACCAUACAGAUCACGAUGGGUGGACCGCUCUUCGCUCAGCAGCUUGGGGUGGACAUUCAGAGGUUGUGUCUGCUUUGCUUUAUGCUGGGGCUAAAGUGGACUGUGCUGAUGCUGAUGGUAGAACAGCUUUGAGAGCUGCUGCUUGGGGAGGCCAUGAAGACAUAGUGUUAAACCUUUUGCAGCAUGGGGCUGAAGUCAACAAAGCAGACAAUGAAGGAAGAACUGCUCUUAUCGCUGCAGCAUACAUGGGGCACAGAGAAAUUGUUGAGCACCUUCUGGACCAUGGAGCUGAGGUCAAUCAUGAAGAUGUUGAUGGGAGGACUGCUCUUUCAGUGGCUGCUCUCUGUAUUCCUGCGAGUAAAGGUCAUGCAUCAGUUGUGAGCCUUCUCAUUGACAGGGGAGCAGAGGUGGACCACUGUGACAAAGACUGCAUGACGCCUCUCCUUGUGGCUGGCUAUGAAGGACACGUAGAUGUGGUUGAUCUGCUUUUAGAAGGUGGAGCUGAUGUUGACCACACGGACAACAAUGGGCGUACCCCUCUUCUAGCAGCUGCAUCAAUGGGCCAUGCAUCUGUUGUAAACACAUUGCUUUUCUGGGGAGCUGCAGUUGAUAGCAUCGACAGUGAGGGAAGGACUGUAUUGAGCAUUGCAUCUGCUCAAGGAAAUGUAGAGGUGGUCAGAACUCUGUUGGACAGAGGUCUGGAUGAGAAUCACAGAGAUGAUGCAGGCUGGACUCCACUACACAUGGCAUCAUUUGAGGGCCAUCGCCAAGUUUGUGAUGCACUCAUUGAACAAGGUGCUCGUUGCUCAGAGGUUGAUAACGAUGGCAGAAUACCUCUGAUAUUAGCCGCACAAGAGGGGCAUUAUGAUUGUGUGCAAAUUCUUCUGGAAAACAAGUCUUGCAUUGACCAGAAGGGAUAUGAUGGUCGCAAUGCUCUCAGGGUUGCUGCACUAGAGGGUCACAGGGACAUUGUUGAAUUGCUUCUGAGCCACGGCGGUGAUAUAGAUUACAAAGAUGCAGAUGGACGCCCAACACUUUACAUACUGGCACUUGAAAACCAACUGGCCAUGACAGAGUAUUUCCUUGAAAAUGGUGCAAAUGUGGAAGCUUGUGACAUUGAGGGCAGAACAGCCCUCCAUGUGUCCUGCUGGCAAGGGCAUGUUGAAAUGGUGAGACUGCUUAUCAACCAUCAUGCUGAUGUGAAUGCCUGUGACAAUGAGAAGAGAUCUGCUCUCCAGUCAGCAGCAUGGCAAGGCCAUACUAAAGCCGUACAGUUUUUGAUUGAGAAUGGGUCACACGUAGAUCAUACAUGCAACCAGGGAGCAACAGCACUGGGCAUAGCAGCUCAGGAGGGUCACAUUGAUGUUGUGCAAAUACUUCUGGAAAAUGGGGCUGACCCCAACCACGCUGAUCAGUUUGGACGUACAGCAAUGAGGGUGGCGGCUAAAGGAGGCCAUUCAAUGAUUCUCAAACUCCUGGAAAAAUAUGGAGCAACAACUCUAAAUGGCUGCAACCCUUCUCCAGUGCAUACCAUGGAUGACAAAACACCUUUGGCAGUCACAGGCAAAAUGCAGUCCCUCACCAUCAAAUCAAGUAGUUCUGGCAGCACUGGAGCUGGAGAUGUGCAAUCAUCUGGGUGUCUUCCCAAUGGGCCCGUCCAUGCUUUCAGUUCACCAUCUGAGUCCCCCGAUUCCACUGUGGAUAGACAGAAAUCCUCUCAGUCAAAUAAUUCCCUCAAGAGUUCGAAGAACUCCUCCUUAAGAACCACGUCGUCUACUGCUACAGCGCAGACUGUGCCAAUUGAUAGUUUUCACGGGAUGACAUUUACAGAACAAAUUCAACAGCACUCACUGCCUCGCAGCAGAAGCAGACAGUCUAUUGUGUCCCCUUCGUCAACAACAAAAUCUGUUAGUCAGCAGCCAUCAUCUCCAUCCAGUGACUUUGACUGGUCUCAGCUGAAAUCUGGCCUGAAAUCAGCAAAAGGAACUAAAGCAGGAAAUGGAACAUCAAAUAGCAAAGGUACUCCAGGGGACAAGAAGAAAGUGAACAACAGUGUAUCACCUCAAGGUCAAGUUCUGGAGUAUGAGAUGACUCAGUUUGACAAGAGAAUGUCCUUCGACAAGUCGGUGGCUAACAUUGCUGUGAAAGAUCCUCACUGUAAGAUCAUGAUCGGUGGUUCAGUUCAUCAGGAACGAGGGCAGUGCCAGGACCAACUUUUUAUCCAACAGCAGAGCUGCUCAGAGAAGAAAAGAAAUGGUAUCAUGACCAACCCCAACUAUCAUCUACAGGGUAACCAGGUUUUCUUGGGUAGGGUAUCAGUUCCUCGAACUGUGCAAAACAGGGGCCACCAGGACGUUCUAGAGAACUACCCCAUUGGGGAAACAGAGCUAAGCCUUAAACAAGCCCUGAAACUGCAAAUUGAAGGAUCAGACACAGGUUUUAACUACAAAAAAGAGACCCCAUUAUAGCUGAUGUCCUCAAUGCCACCCGUCAUGCAGACGUUGGAGAGAAUGUGCCAAAGCAACUGUUGUCAUCUGCAUAACAGUUCAAGAUUUAUUUUAUUUUCUGUGGGAGACCAUAAAACAAUAGCUAGAGAAGAUUGUUGAUUGCUGCCUGAAGCAUAUGUGAACUGAUACUUUGUGCCUACAUCUGUUACAGCCUUUUUCACAUUUUCAUGCAAAGUAUCAUUUUUAAUUUAAUGCGAUGCUAUUUAAUAAACAGUGUAUGCACUUUUAAGAGAAGAAACCGACAGACAUGCAUCUUUCAUCAUCUGUUUUAAUUGUACCAAUGUGUCUAUUAUUAUUUGACUUUUUUUCACACUGACAGCAAUGUACCGGUGGAUGCAUUGUCACAAACCAGACAAACAGUAACUGAUGUCAAAGUGAAAUUUUAAACUAGUAGUUUGCCUUUCUAGAGACCCCAAAUCUGUGUUUAACUUCAAUCAGUGUGCUAAACCUGCAUUGUGUUUAUAUGUUAGUAGCUUUGGCAGUUUAUUUCACAAAUAUAAAAAGCAUAUUCAUUUUUUGGGGGAAAAAAGCCACUUUUGUUGCCUUUUUGUGUUGCAUUACAUUCUGUCAUGGUGCUGUGUUCAGAUGCCUGCAGGUGUUUCAUUUCUGUUGCUUUCUGCAUUUGUUUGUUACAAAUAUUACGAAAGAGGGAAGUUAAUUGAUCAUGUAAAACAAUGGUUCAUUUUGUCCCUAUGGGACUUUUACAUUUUUGUGUUGUGUGUGAUGUUUUUGUGUGUAGACGUUCAGAAAUAUUUAAGUAACCAUUGUGUACCAUCUCAGACGUUUGGUGCUAAAUGCAGCUUUUUACAUUUUCUUUGCAGAAUUGUGUGUGUAAUGUACUGCAGAGCAGCAAACAAACCCCAUUUCUGUUUGUUAAUAGUCACAUGAUUCAUUCUAUGUUCCUUCUGCUGGAUUUUUCAGGGGCAUGACAUUAAAAGGGUUUAGCCAUGAAGACAACUCCUAGUUGUUAGUGAUAUUUUUUUAAUGCAGAGUGAAGCCAAAGUUGAAACAGCAUCCUGUUUGCUGCCCCCUCCCUCCAAGCAACAGAGUAUCAGCUAAACAGGACUUUACAUCCUGAGGGACGUUGCGGGGAGGAGUUCUGCUGUGACACUGGGGGAACUCGAACAUCUGUUUCUCAUGAACUGAGUGGAGCUGCGUUAGCAUUUACAGACUGUCAUUUUUUUCAGGCUUAUCAUGUUAACAGUGAUGUAUUCUUGCCAAGAACUAGGAUUCGGGGGAACCUAUCGCAUGCACAAACAUUAAUAAAGCCUAGUGGAAACUCUCAGCUCUUCAGUACCACAGUAGAUCAGAUGUUUGCCAAGAAGGUUUGACAGAAAGAUGUAGGGCAGGACUGAAAGAAGUGGGGAACAUUCUGUGUAGUCCUGUUAUCUCGUUCGUCUCAAUGCCAUCUUGUCUGAAUUUUGAUUUGACCGUCAGUGAUUGGAUUGUAAAUGGCUUACUGUGUACAUUCAACUUUCAUUUUAAAGUAAUUUCUGUAUUAUAUGAAGCGGACUUUUCUGAUGUAUAAUAAAAGUGCUUAAUAAACAUAUUUGCUCUACGGCCGAAAAAA
Messenger RNA from Nothobranchius furzeri (turquoise killifish), 6774 nucleotides. It is a transcript of the gene ankrd50, whose product is annotated as ankyrin repeat domain 50. NCBI's taxonomy places the organism in Eukaryota, Metazoa, Chordata, Actinopteri, Cyprinodontiformes, Nothobranchiidae. Gene Ontology annotation, molecular function: protein binding. The record is from RefSeq and is a predicted model, not a curated record.